AUGGCCCCGAUCCCCUCCGCCCUCAUCACGGCCGGCAGCGCAGGCCUCGGCGCCGCAACAGCCCGGCUCUUCGCCCGGAACGGCUACAACGUCGUCGUGAACUACGCCAACAACGCCGAGCGCGCGGAGUCCCUCGUGCGGGACCUCCGCGCCUCCUCCCCGCUCGCCGCGGACCAGCAGCGCUUCGCGGCCAUCAAGGCGGACCUCUCGCGCAAAGACGACCUGGCCGAGCUCGUCCGCGGCGCCGUCGCAGCGCUCGGCGGCCGCCUCGACGUGCUCUUCAGCAACGGCGGCUGGACCCGCAUCAGGAACCUCCAGGACCUGGACGAGAACGUCGACGAGGAAGACUGGGACCGCUGCUUCAACAUGAACGUCAAGUCGCACCUGUUCCUGAUGCACGCCGCCCGCCCGCACCUCGACGAGGCCGAGGGCGCCUUCAUCACCACGGCGUCUCUGGCCGGCGUCAAGGUCAGCGGGAGCUCAAUGCGGUUUCCUCCCCUAAGUCCCCGCUGCUGGGCCGUCUUUCCCGCCCAAGGUGGUCACAGAGCGGAGCGGAGAAUGGAUGCGAUGGGCAGGGCCACUGUUCUAAGACGUAAACAGGCCUACGCCGUGACGAAAGCAGCGCAAAUUCACCUCGUCAAGGCCCUAGCAAUGGCGGCGGGACCCAGGAUAAGGGUCAACAGCGUCUCACCCGGCCUCCUCUUGACGGACUGGGGCCUGCAGUUCUCCGAGGAGCAGCGGGAGGCGAUGCGCGAGAAGACGAGGCUCAAGAGACUGCCCACCGUCGACGACGUCGCGGACCAGGUGCUGUGCUUCGCCAAGAGCAGGAGCGUCACCGGCGCCAAUGUGGUUAUCGACGGGGGCUUGAGCCUCUGA
Molecule: messenger RNA, 876 nt
Organism: Colletotrichum chrysophilum
Lineage: Eukaryota; Fungi; Ascomycota; Sordariomycetes; Glomerellales; Glomerellaceae
Exons: 3
Coding region: 1-876 (291 amino acids)
Source: RefSeq, a predicted model, not a curated record